GCCACGGCAUAUUUACUAACCUCACAAUUCGAAACCGAUUUAUUAAAUAAUCGAAUUGACGAGAGUCGCUCCAUUCAUUCUAUUUUCAUCUAAAAAUGGAGCUCCAAGACUCGAAAAAGUCGAAGAAAAACAAGUCAAAAAAAGUACGACCGUCUCUGCCGGAAGACGACACCUCCAACGAUCUCCUCAUAAUCGACGAGUCCAACAACAAGAACAAAUCGCCUAUAAACAGACCCCCGUCGAUCCCCUCGACCUCCACCAAAAAACGCAAGAAACGCGACAGCGCCUCCAGCGACGAAGAACGCUGGCUCACGGCCAUCGAGUCCGGCAAACUCGAAGACGUCGACGACGAACUGAAAAAAAUCAAACCCAAAGACCCGGCGCUGAUGACUGCGAGACAAAGAGCCAUGUACGACCGAGGCGUGGACGGAAAUCCGUCGGUCACGACCCCCACGCUCAUGUCUUUACCCACUGGAUACAAGGAGAAAGUAAUGACUGCUGAGGCCAUCCAGAAAGCGGCGAUUAAGUCGCAAAAGAGGAAACAACUAGCCGACGAGAAGCGCGAGAAAGAUAAGAAAAAAACUAUGGAGAGGUUGUUGAAGAAGCAGGAGUCGAAGGCUGCCAAGUCGUCGAAGAUUAAGGUUGCGAAAACCAACGUGCCUACGAUUUUUUACAGACAGAAUGCCAGCGGGGUGGUAAUGUCGUUCCCGGCGGGGAUGGAGUGGCCUUUGGGUGGUGUGGGGCCGAAGGAGGCGCCGAAGCCGGUGCCGUGUGUCAUGGGGUGCGGCAGCUUAAAGAAGUACGUUUGCUCGCAGACAAAUGUGCCUUUGUGCAGUUUGGCUUGCUACAAAAAAAACAUCGCCAGUAGGAUUUUGUAAUGAAUUCAUUAACUGUUGGUACAAGCAGUGAGUAUAGAGUUAAAAGAGAGGCAACCUUAUGGACAAGUGCGGGGCUAAUGCUCCGUCUUACCCCUCACUUCACUUCAUCCAUAAACGUAAUAGUGGAUAGUGGCUCUCCCUCCUUUUUUCUUGUGAACUACGUUAACAGUAGUCUGGACGAACACCAACUCAUCAGACUUGUGGCCAGUGCGAUUACGUUAAAGCAAAAUAGCCCAUCCCCAAAUGAACGGUGGACUGGUGAAAGGUUUUUGUCAAAAUUUAACCAAAUUUCAGCUUUUCUUUAAUUAUUAUUGUUAUGAUAAGCACAUGUUGACAACAUGCCAGUAAAUCCCAAUUUUUGGAGGAUGCCUGGUGUAUGCGUUUAAAUUCAUCCUUUAUUUAAAUAAAAAAAUGAACGGCCA
Zophobas morio is the source of this 1300-nucleotide messenger RNA. RefSeq names its product INO80 complex subunit B. Gene Ontology annotation, biological process: chromatin remodeling. The record is from RefSeq and is a predicted model, not a curated record. The transcript is spliced from 3 exons. The coding region runs from base 96 to 878 and encodes 260 amino acids. Lineage: Eukaryota; Metazoa; Arthropoda; Insecta; Coleoptera; Tenebrionidae. Gene Ontology annotation, cellular component: Ino80 complex.